Cyprinodon tularosa is the source of this 1299-nucleotide messenger RNA. It is a transcript of the gene churc1, whose product is annotated as churchill domain containing 1. Gene Ontology annotation, molecular function: zinc ion binding. NCBI's taxonomy places the organism in Eukaryota, Metazoa, Chordata, Actinopteri, Cyprinodontiformes, Cyprinodontidae. The transcript has 4 exons. Gene Ontology annotation, biological process: positive regulation of DNA-templated transcription; fibroblast growth factor receptor signaling pathway; multicellular organism development. Bases 118 to 456 code for a protein of 112 amino acids. The record is from RefSeq and is a predicted model, not a curated record.
AUACUCUGUAAACUGCCAUAAAGCACCAUAGAAGAAGAAAAAGAAGGAAAUUUAGCUGUUUUGGGCGUGUUGCUGUGAAAGCUUUUUAGGUCUUACUGGAUAUGUUUUUAGGUCAAAAUGUGCAACGGUUGUGUGCAUAAAGAGUAUCCAGACCGGGGUAACACUUGUCUGGAGAACGGCUCAUACCUGAUGAACUAUCUGGGCUGUGCGAGCUGUCAUCAGAGAGACUUCGUGUUGAUCAGCAACAAGGCCACCGAGGAUGAAGAUGGGGAGGAACUCGUCACAUAUGACCAUGUUUGCAAAAACUGCGACCACGUUAUCGCCAGACACGAGUACACCUUCUCCGUUGUAGACGAAUAUCAGGAGUACACCAUGCUCUGCAUGCUGUGUGGAAAGGCAGAGGACUCCAUCAGCGUGUUGCCAGAUGACCCCAGACAGUCUGCACCUCUCUUCUAAACCGCAUGACAAACCUUAAAGGUUAUCAACAUGGAUCUGACACUGGUCGCCCUUGAAGUGCUCCAACCAUCGAAUAUUCAAAGGGUUUAGAUCUCUCCCUGCACAAGAGUUUGCUGCUUGCUUUUAACUUAUUUUGAUAUGCUCUUUGUUACAUUGGCAGUUGAGCAGAACAGUCAUUUUUUUUUAAAUUUUAUCAAGGACCAAAAUCAUCUAUAUUUUACUUGACAAUUGACUGUUAAUAAGAUUUUUGUACUGUUUCACCGAUUGAUGUAAAGCCCAAAUAUAUCUGCUGUUUACUUUUCCUCAAAAGGUUUGGUUUUGGAUAUAUUUGAUUCUAAGGAAAACUGGAUUUUGUAUUUGCCCAAGUUAUCCUAGAUAUGAACGCUUGGUUAACUAUGAGCAACUUACUAAAACAGAACAUUUCUGAUGGGGUAGGAAUACUUUUUACAGUGUAUUCCUAGGUGCUCCUCUAUAAAUAAAUAUAUAAGUUAAGUUUAAUACAAAAUGCAAAUAUUAUAUAUUCAAAGCAUCUAAUCCUCUUCUAUCUUUUUGCCUUCUUUCCAGAUGUGUACAUUUUGCAUGUUUGUAAAUCACGGCUCUGGAUGGUAAAGGCAGAGCCUCAGUAGAGCUGCUAUCUUCCCUCUGGUAUCACAGCUGGACAUAUUUUACUAGGCAAACAUUUCUGCUCUCAAAAUCUUUUAUGAUCCUUCAGUUAUAUUUUAUAUUUCUAACUAAAAGCCUUGUUGUGAGUUUCAGAAGCUAUAAAUGAUAGUAAAACUGAAAAAAAAAAAAAAUAAACAACUUUGCGUUCCAAAUCUAUAAAUGUGUCUAACUUUUUCAGCU